GGGAACCAGCCAGUGAAAUGGAGAGGUGCAGCUGACAGGAGGGUCAGUCGUAGCUUGUGAUGUGCAAGACGCAGUUGCGUGUCGGUUAGUGCUUACCAUGACCCGGACAGAACUACUUUGCCUUGUGGCUAUAUGGGCUACUGUUUGGUGUUCGCCCGCCAGAGCAGAACACGACCAUGAUGGCUCUAAGAGAAGUGUGUAUCAUAAUCAGUUUGCUGUGGUCAUUCCUGCUGGUAAGGAGACAGCUAAUGAAGUAGCCGCAAAAUAUGGAUUUAACAAUCUCGGCCAGAUCGGGUCUUUAGAGCACCAUUACCUGUUCGAACACAAGCACGUCCACAAAAGAUCUGCUGACCCUGCCCACGACCACCACCGGAAUCUGGACACCGACCACAGGGUGAGUUUGGCGAUGAGGAAGUGAGCAAGGCUGCAGGAA
Scylla paramamosain (green mud crab) is the source of this 433-nucleotide messenger RNA. RefSeq names its product neuroendocrine convertase 1-like. The transcript has 3 exons. Gene Ontology annotation, cellular component: trans-Golgi network; Golgi membrane. The coding region runs from base 98 to 418 and encodes 106 amino acids. Gene Ontology annotation, molecular function: serine-type endopeptidase activity. Lineage: Eukaryota; Metazoa; Arthropoda; Malacostraca; Decapoda; Portunidae. The record is from RefSeq and is a predicted model, not a curated record. Gene Ontology annotation, biological process: protein processing.